This is a messenger RNA of Dibothriocephalus latus, 375 nucleotides long. Lineage: Eukaryota; Metazoa; Platyhelminthes; Cestoda; Diphyllobothriidea; Diphyllobothriidae. The record is from the annotation of a GenBank genome assembly.
GUCAUCUGCAAGGGUUGGCUGACUCUCCUGAACGGCAAACUUCUCCGUGGCGGCAGUCGCUAUUACUGGUUUGUCCUUACAUCUGAAACACUCUCGUGGUUCCGAGAUGAUGAGGAGAAGGACAAAAAGUAUGUGUUGCCACUGGAGGGUUUGAAGCAGCGUGGCGGCGAGUCUUCCUUCUUUUCACGUCGCCCCAAUAUCAGCCUCUUCUUCCCCGAUCCGAAGGCGAACGUGUACAAAGAGUUCAAGACUCUGGAUUUAGCCGCCGACACAGUCGAAUCGAUGGAGGCCUGGAAGGCCGCUCUGCUCCGAGUCGGCGUUUAUCCUGAACGGGUUGCCAAACCGGAAAAUGAAGAUGUGAGUUUUUUUUGGUAG